This is a messenger RNA of Funneliformis caledonium, 354 nucleotides long. NCBI's taxonomy places the organism in Eukaryota, Fungi, Glomeromycota, Glomeromycetes, Glomerales, Glomeraceae. The record is from the annotation of a GenBank genome assembly.
AUGAUAAAAAAAAGAAAAGCAUCAGCACCCAAGGCAGCUAAACCAUUUAAUUCAUUAGAAGUAAAACUUACAGUUUUAUUUAAUAAUGUUCAAGAUAAUCAAGUAUCAUCUAAAAAUGUUGAUAUUCAACAGAAUGUUUCUCAGCCUUUUGCAAAAGAGAACUAUAACCCUGAUGAUGAUUUAGAACACAAUUCUAUUUUAUCAUUAAUUACUAAUAAAAAGAUUAAAAAUGAUAAUAAUGAUCUAGAACAAAUUCUUAGAUCAUUACUUUCAAAAGGAAGAAUUAGUGAUCAAAUUGAAGAUACUAUUGAUCAAAUCAAUCAAUUAUUGUCAAACAUUCAAGAUGAACAAUGA